Molecule: messenger RNA, 1198 nt
Organism: Condylura cristata (star-nosed mole)
Lineage: Eukaryota; Metazoa; Chordata; Mammalia; Eulipotyphla; Talpidae
Gene: VSIR
Product: chromosome unknown open reading frame, human C10orf54
Exons: 7
Coding region: 108-1046 (312 amino acids)
Biological process (GO): regulation of immune response; negative regulation of CD4-positive, alpha-beta T cell proliferation; positive regulation of regulatory T cell differentiation
Cellular component (GO): plasma membrane
Source: RefSeq, a predicted model, not a curated record
UGCGCGUUCCGUCAGUCCCUCCCUCCGUCCUGCCUAUUCCUGGUGGUAGCCGCAGUGGCCAGGGUGCGCCUGAAGCCCCUUCUGCUUUGCCCUCCAGCGACAGCGACAUGGGUGUCCCCCCGGUCCCAGAGGCCGGUGGUCGGAGUUGGGGAGCAGCGCUACUUGCUUUCUUCCUGGUUGCCUCUCGAGGUCUGGCGGCCGCCCUCAAGGUCGCCACACCGUAUUCCUUAUACGUGUGUCCGGAGGGACAGAACGUCACCCUCACCUGCAGACUCUUGGGUCCCGUGGUCAAAUCACAUGACCUGAUGUUCUACAAGACAUGGUACCGCAGCUCACGGAGCGAGAUGCAGGUCUGCUCGGAGCGCUGGCCCAUCCGCAACCUCACCUUCCAGGACCUUCAUGUGCACCACGGAGGCCACCAGAGUGCCAGCACUGACCAGGAGCUGGCCGAGCGCCAUGGGCUGGAGUCGGCCUCCGACCACCAUGGCAACUUCUCCAUCAUCAUGCACAACCUGACCCGUCUGGACAGCGGUCUCUACUGCUGCCUGGUGGUGGAGCUCAGGCACCACCACUCAGAGCAGAGGGUUCACGGCGCCAUAGAUCUGCAGGUGCAGACAGGUCAAGAAGCGCCAUCCAAGUGCAUCGCAUACCCACCCUCCCCCAGAGACAGUGAAAACAUCACAGCUGCAGCCCUGGCCACGGGAGCCUGCAUUGUGGGGAUCCUUUGCCUUCCCCUCAUCCUGCUCCUGGUCUACAAGCAGAGGCAGGUGGCCUCUAACCGCCGUGCCCAGGAGUUGGUGCGAAUGGACAGCAGCAACACUCAAGGAAUCGAAAACCCCGGCUACGAGGUCUCUCCGCCCUCUCAUGGGGUGCCAGAGACCAGACCCAGGCCUCCCUUGUCCUAUGUGGCCCAGCGGCAGCUUUCCGAGUCCGGGCGGCACCUACUCUCAGAGCCAAACACUCCUCUGUCUCCACAGGGCCCGGGGGAAGUCUUCUUCCCAUCCCUGGACCCUGUCCCUGACUCCCCAAACUCUGAGGUCAUCUAGACAAACUGGGGCCAGUUGGCCACUGUGACUGGGCCUGGUACUUUCAAUUUGAGGCUGUCCUGUGUAUGGACCCUGUGGUCUUGGCCCUGGUUUUUUCCCUUCUGCUUUGACCCCAGAGAUACCCCUGGUGGCUAGACCUUCAAUCUAUCUGG